Molecule: messenger RNA, 2112 nt
Organism: Daucus carota subsp. sativus
Lineage: Eukaryota; Viridiplantae; Streptophyta; Magnoliopsida; Apiales; Apiaceae
Product: protein NRT1/ PTR FAMILY 4.5-like
Exons: 6
Coding region: 123-1934 (603 amino acids)
Biological process (GO): transmembrane transport
Cellular component (GO): membrane
Molecular function (GO): transmembrane transporter activity
Source: RefSeq, a predicted model, not a curated record
AUUACGACAAGAAGUAGCUUUUACAAUUUCAUACUUGCCGCAAGUGGGAAUGCUAAUUUCAUGCUUGUAUAUAAAUGUAUAUAAUCUUUUGUAGUAGAGAGAUAUAGCACCACAAGAAUUAUAUGGAGAAUGAAGAGCAGUUUGUUGAUGGAAAGGUGGACUGGAGAGGAAGACCAGCUAGAAGGGGCAAGCAUGGAGGAGUCAAAUCUGUUUUUCCUGUGCUUGUAUCAUUUGCUUUCGAGAACGUGGCGACCUUCUGUUUGUCUGUCAACUUAGUGACCUACUUCAGCCUUGUAAUGCAUCAUGACAUAUCAGAUUCAGCGAACCAUGUCACCAAUUACAUGGGGACUGGCUAUAUACUGGCUAUCAUAGUGGCUUACCUGACAGACGGUCACUUAGGCAGAUACAAAGCUGUUAUUCUUUCCUUGUCAAUAGAGUUCUUGGCGCUUGGAUUACUGACAAUACAAGCUCACUACCCCAAACUCAAGCCCCCUCCAUGUAACAUCUUUGAUCCGACUACAAAAUGCGAGGUAGUUGAUGGAAGGAACUCUGUCAUUUUAUUUGCGGGUACAUAUGCUUUAGCCCUUGGGGCGGCUGGAGUGAAGGCCUCAUUACCAACACACGGUGCUGAUCAGUUUGAUGAAAAAGACCCUAAAGAGGCGAAACAGAUGUCAAGUUUUUUCAACUGGCUAUUACUAGCACUGUGCAUUGGCGCGGCUGUUAGCUCAACCUUGAUCGUGUGGAUUCAGGAUUAUAAAGGAUGGGAUAAGGGAUUUGGUAUUUCCGCCCUUGCUGUCUUGGUGGGUAUCAUUGUUUUUUCUGGUGGAUUUCCUCGAUACAGAGUACAUGUUACUAGAGGAACUGGUGCAAUGACUGAAAUCAUUCAGGUGUAUGUAGCAGCUGUCCGUAACAGGAAGCUCAAAUAUCCUGAUAACGAUGCAGAGCUAUACGAGAUCAGUAUGGACAAGGAAGAGGCCUUGGAACAAGAAUUCCUUCCACACACACAAGAUUUCAGGUGGUUAGAUAAAGCAGCAAUACAAACAUCAGCGGAAAUUGAGCUUGCAGAAAAACCCAAAAAUCCAUGGAAACUCUGCAGAGUGACCCAAGUAGAGAACGCAAAAAUAAUACUAGGCAUGAUUCCAAUUUUCUUGUGUACCAUAAUAAUGACCCUCUGCUUGGCUCAGUUACAGACUUUUUCCAUCCAACAAGGCACAACAAUGGACACAACCAUUACCAAAUCUUUCAACAUUCCACCAGCAUCUCUCCCCAUUUUUCCUGUUGCCUCCCUCAUCAUCCUAAUCCCAAUUUACGAUGUAUUUUUUGUGCCAUUUGCUCGUAAGUUCACCGGCCUUCCUACUGGCAUAACUCACCUCCAACGAGUAGGAGUCGGUCUAGUCCUCUCCUGCUUGUCCAUGGCUGCAGCAGCCAUACUUGAAGCAAAAAGAAAAAGAGUUGCCCGGGACAAUAACAUGCUUGAUGCAAUCCCUACACUACAGCCAUUGCCCAUUAAUGUGUUCUGGAUAAUGAUUCAGUACUUCAUUUUUGGCAUAGCUGACAUGUUCACGUACGUUGGACUUCUUGAGUUCUUCUACUCAGAGGCUCCCAAGGGGCUUAAAUCCAUCUCUACUUGUUUUCUCUGGAGCUCCAUGGCACUUGGGUAUUACUUGAGCACGAUUCUUGUACAGAUUCUGAACGCGGUGACAAAGAAUAUCACAGCAAGUGGAGGAUGGUUGGCUGGAAACAAUAUUAACAGGAACCAUUUAAAUCUCUUCUACUGGUUACUUUCUUUGAUGAGUCUUAUUAACUUCAUCGUAUAUCAGUUUGUGGCUAAGAAUUACAAGUAUCGAUCACAUGGACCUAGCGACGAGGCUGAUAAUAAGGUACGUGAAGUAAAUGAUUUGGAGGAGGCUGAUGUUGAAAGAUCAAGUCAGUGACUUAACCAAGGGUACCAACAGAUCAGUUCAGUGUCUGUGUAUGUUUUUCCUCUCAAGUCUCAACAUAUGUGUAUGCGUGUACUUAUGUAUUUUUUUUAGCUAUUUUGUAGCUUCACAUUAUGCAUCAUAGCUAGAAUCAACACUACAUAUAACUCAUGCAGAUAUAUUUUGUUUCCCA